AUGGCGGCCGGCGCCACAAGCGACCCGCUCGCGCUCUCCGCCCUGAAGAUCAAGGAUCUAAAGACCGUCAUCGAGGCCGGCGCAUUGGAGCACAAGGACUGCCUCGAUCGCGCGGACCUGGAACGGCGCGCCUCGGAGGCCGUCGCGCAGACGUGCGCCUUCGUCGCGACCCUCGACCUGCGCCGGCUGGAAGUAGCGGCGAAAGUCUGGGACGCGCGCCGCAAGCAGGACAGCGACUACUACGAGUCCGACUGCUCCGACGAGUCCGGCCCGCCCGGUCUCGACACCGGUCUCGACGACGAUGACGACGGCCCGCCAGGCCUCGAGGAGAACGGCGCCUCGGCCGGCGGCUCGGCCGGCGGCUCCGACUCCGAGGACUCGGACUACGACUCGGACGACUCGGAGGAUUCUGGCCCUCCAGGCCUCGAGGACGAGGAAGAGCGGGAACGGGCGGAACGGGCGGCGCGGAAGAAGGCCGCCGCCGCCCCGGCGCCCGCGCCCGCGCCACCGCUCUCCAAGUCCCAGGCCAAGGCCGCCAAGGCGAAGCGCCAGAAGGUUCGCGCCCGGCGUCCUGUCUCCAACUCGCGACUCGCGACAUCGCGGCGAUGGCGUGGGUGUACGCCUCCCUUCCCACGCAGAUGCGCAAGCAGGCGGCGUUUGCUGAUACAUUGAAGAAGGGAUCGAAGGUCUUCGUGACCAAGAAAGGUACUGAAACCAUCGCCACAGUCGUCAAGAUCCACCGCGACGAUCCCGAAGAGUUGUAUGUCACGGUCCGCGACGCGAGCGGCCAGGAGCGCCAGACGUUAUUGUCGUACUGCCGCGAGGCGAAGGGUGCCAAGGCCGCCAAGGCCGAGCGCGCGGCGCGCGUGAAGGCGGCCGCGGACGCGGCCGAGCAGAAACUGCGGGCCGAGGAGGAGCAGGAGCGCGAGCUCGAGAAGCUGGCGAACGCUCUCGGCUCGAAGCCGCUCGUCAAGGACAAGCCGAAGCCGAAGAAGAAGAAGCCGCCGCCGCCGCCGCGGGCCAAGGAAAACAACGGCGCGAAGGACGGCAAAACAGGUUUCCGAGACGAAAAAGGGCAAGGGCGGCGCGACGGGCGCCAAGGACGCCGCGGCCGCCUCGAAGACGAAGAAGGGCAAGACGGGCGCCAAGUAGAGUAA
This is a messenger RNA of Pelagomonas calceolata, 1157 nucleotides long. NCBI's taxonomy places the organism in Eukaryota, Pelagophyceae, Pelagomonadales, Pelagomonadaceae. The record is from the annotation of a GenBank genome assembly.